This is a messenger RNA of Penaeus vannamei (Pacific white shrimp), 1341 nucleotides long. RefSeq lists its product as uncharacterized. NCBI's taxonomy places the organism in Eukaryota, Metazoa, Arthropoda, Malacostraca, Decapoda, Penaeidae. Gene Ontology annotation, cellular component: membrane. The record is from RefSeq and is a predicted model, not a curated record.
ACCAUCGUCUUUUGAUAUUAACGUAAAAGGAAGGCAUUGCCGACCAGUAGAUAACUAUGUAUACUUCAGGUGGUGUGUCGUAUGAUGGGCCAUUUGGGGGACGCCAUUGCAACGUCAGGUCCCCUGUGGUCGCCAGGCCCUGUCUGGAACGUCGCCAUGGACUGCAUAGGGCAUGAAGUUCAACUGCAUCAGUGUAGCAUUAGGCUUAUGAACAACACAUGUCACGCCGCUGCAGGUGUCUCUUGUUCUAGCAAGAAAGGGGAAAUAGACGCCAACCUCAGGUCCCUACUGCCUACGGAUUGCGGGGUUCCUGAAGACUUCGAGCCGGUACGUCGGAGGGCUGGCCAAGAGCCGGGGCGGACACAUUCCCGCUCGGUUCGAUUUUCCUUGGCUAGUUUCCUUACGCACAAGAGAGGAGGCGGCGCUCUGGUUUGUGGAGGAUCUAUUAUAUCUGAAGACUACGUGUUGACGACAGGGCAUUGUUUGGCAAAAGUAGGCAACUUCUGGGUCAAGGUCAGAACCGGAGACUACAAUUCCCGCUUCGUUGAAGGCAGUUUUGAGCAGGAGUUCGACGUUGACAAGGUAUGGGUCCAUGAACGCUAUAAAGAACUUUCUCCUUUGGAUAAUGACAUUGCUCUUCUCAAGAUCCAGCGAAGGAACGGCAGAGGCUUCAGGUAUAAGGUGGCGGACGUACGUGUUUUAACGCGCUCCGCCCAUCCCCCCCCCCUCCUCUACCCUCCGCUACUAAGCUAUGUGGAACACAUCAGAACUUGGUUGCUCCUUUGUGGUGAUACCGGCGGUAAUGUUAACCCCGCUUCUUAUCGCCCAAGUACCCGAGCACGAUCUGCACGAGGGCCGUUUAAUGGGGCCAGAGGGCCACCCAAGCGGAAUAACUGUUGUGAGAAAUCCGAGUAUGCUGGCUGGUACCAGCUGACAUGGUACCAGCCAGCAUGUCUUCACCAGCAGCUCAUUCAGGCAUACCAACCAGACAACAUAAUAGACAGGUUGACUCCCUACAUCGUCUGGAUCCAAUUCCAAUUCUCUGCCUACCUCGGACCAACCAGACAAAAACAGAGAUACAGGCCAAUUUUCAUCUCUUCCAGAGUCGACAUAUACACCGUCACACAGGACAUCACCAACUUCAGCACAGACUUUACAGAUCCCCACACAAGACCAUUUACCUCCAUUUGGGAUAACCUUAAAUUCACCAUAUUCACAUCCAUGGCUAAACACAUAUCACAGAAAACACCUUCAAGUAGAUACACACUUCCUUGGUUCUCCAAGGACCUAUUCAGACAACACCGUAAAAAACAUCGACUCUACAGACAUGUGCAAACAUAG